Molecule: messenger RNA, 1740 nt
Organism: Carcharodon carcharias (great white shark)
Lineage: Eukaryota; Metazoa; Chordata; Chondrichthyes; Lamniformes; Lamnidae
Product: protein FAM3B-like
Exons: 9
Coding region: 363-1019 (218 amino acids)
Source: RefSeq, a predicted model, not a curated record
UCGCUAGCGACCUCCCUCUCUCGAAGAUGCUUUUGUUUUACCUGUCAGCCACUCGGGAGAGGAGUCACUGAAACACAAGCACACACUUCAGUCCUGUGCACCCACCCAAGAAACAGGACUGUCAAAUUCUCUGCUCUUCCGUUCACCUGAAUCCAGAGGUGUGGCUUCCACAGCAGCUAACAGGGGCAAGGUGUUAAAAUGGCAAACCAACUCCGACUUCGAACGGACGACAUUACAUUUCCACUGGUGGAUUGGAGGAGGGACAGUGGUGAAACCUCCAGGAAUGCAUCCAAACAAAGCUGGCAACAUAUAAUGGUACCUCGGGAGGCAGAAGAAAGGAGACAAGCCUUAUCAAGCUAGUAAUGGUGGUGGUAGGCUGCAUUGCAGCAUGGUGCUUAGGCCUGUGGUUGGCUGAUUACAUGAUAGAUGGCUCCCUAAGCCAGACCUUUAGCAGAGUUCAGAAGCUGGUGCAGAAACCUACUCAUAAAGCUUCUUCCCAAAAGCAACAUAAAUGUGAUCACCAGAAAUCGUGCCCUAUAGGAACCUUUGCCUUUCUAGUGUUGAGUGGGGCUGAGAAAUCCAAACCUCCUAAAAUUUGUUUUGAAGACGAAAUACUCCUGGGUGAUGUCAAGAAUAACUUUGGCCAGGGCAUGAAUAUUGCCAUUGUGGAAGCCAAGACAGGAAAGCUUGUAGAUACUGGCAACUUUGAUCUGUGGGGAGGAGAUAAUUCAGAGCCAAUGAUUGACUUUGUUAAAAAAGCACCAGAUGGCUCCCUUAUCUUGAUGGCAACAUUUGGUGAGAGUUCUACCAGGCUGACAGAAGAAGCCAAGAAAUACAUUGAGGCGUUGGGCAGCGUAGAGGUACAGAAGUUGGCCUACCGAGGAAAUUGGGUCUUUCUUGGCACGAAAGGAUUCGGGCUACCAAAGAGCUUUCGGCGGGAGAAGAUUAUCAACAGUGAGAGCUGGCCGGCUGAAAUCCAGAUUGAUGGGUGUUUCUCACCAAAGACAGACUACCUGUAAAAGUUGCUCUUGGCCCUUCAGUGUGGUUCACAGCAUAGCUCAACUUCCCUGUCUCAUUACCUGGUUUAGAUGGACUACUGGGUUCAGAUGAGUUGGAUGAAAGCUGUCACUGGAUAUUAACAUCAGGGUUAACUGACCGAGCCAAAAAAAAGCUCCGUUCUGCAUACAAUCAAACAAAACUUAAAAGAAUUGAAAUCAAUCACAUGCAAAUGGUGUAAUUUUAAUUCAAUUUGUCGCUUGGGAAACAUGUGGGAUUGUGUGGAGCCCUGAUUUUCACAUCCAGGUCAAUAUUACACCCCACUGGAGAAGAGUAUAAAACCAGCGUUGUACUCAAUUCCGUCAAUGUUCCAGUGGAUGGGCCAGUUGUAAAAUUUCUGCCAGUUUCCUAGCUGCAUGAAUCAAGCAAGGGUCUGUGUUUCAGGUCAACUUCUUCACAGAGAAACUAACAAUUAAGAAAGCUGCCAGGCCCCAACUUUCACUAGGAUCUAAAGUUAAUGGUUGGAAUCCGUUUGACUCUUCUUCAGAGCUCUGAGGAAGAGUAAUAUGGACUCGAAACGUUAACUCUGUUUCUCUCUCCACAGAUGCUGCCAGAUCUGUUGAGUAUUUAAAGCGCUUUCUGCUUUUAUUUAAGAAUAAUGUCAUUCUGAAAAAGAAUAAUGGGAAUUGUAUCUAAUUUAAUGCAUAGCCUUUUGGAGAAGUAUAAACAAUGGAUGAAUGUGAA